AUGCAAACAUAUCCGUACUCGUUGAGCGCUCUCCCUGGAACGCUCGCGUCCAAAUGGGACAGCCCAUCGUUUGCGCCGUACCGCGACGCCUUCCCGGCCGAGUACCGCGCGUCACCCGAUGCGCUGACCGCUCACGUCCAGGACCUCGUCGCCCGUGACGUCAAGGCCUCGUACCUCAAGGGUCUCCAGGGCCUCCUGUGGAAGGACGGCUAUGAGUCCGGCGCUAUCAAGGCGCCCCUGUUUGCUGAUGUCCUGCCGGCACUGACCGCGUGGCACGCCGCCGGCGUUACACUCAUGAUCUACUCAUCCGGCUCCGUGCCAGCCCAGAAGCUGCUCUUCCAGCACACGGGCGUCGUUGGUGGGGCGACCGAUGCGAGCACCCACGGCAAGGACAUCACGCCAUUGUUAAGCGACUACUUUGACACGGUCAACGCCGGCCCCAAGACGGCCGCAGCGAGCUACUCCGCGAUCCUGGCGGCGCACGCCAAGGAGUUUCCCAACGCCAGCAACUGGCUGUUCCUGAGCGACAAUGUACUAGAGGUGGCCGCGGCCAAAGAGGCCGGCCUGCAGAGCUACGUUGUGCAGCGGCCAGGCAACGCGCCGCUGGCGGCAUCCGUGGCCGACGAGCACAAAGUGAUUACAACGUUUACUGGCCUGGAACGGUAA
Molecule: messenger RNA, 666 nt
Organism: Sporothrix schenckii 1099-18
Lineage: Eukaryota; Fungi; Ascomycota; Sordariomycetes; Ophiostomatales; Ophiostomataceae
Product: enolase-phosphatase E1
Exons: 2
Coding region: 1-666 (221 amino acids)
Molecular function (GO): magnesium ion binding; acireductone synthase activity
Source: RefSeq, a predicted model, not a curated record